CAGACCCCCACCCGCACCCAGUCGCCGUCACUCCCAAGCCCUAACCAAAAAUCCAUCCCCCCUCUUCCCGCUGGCGGCGGCCACCCCCGACGAGCCGGCGCGCCCCUCCGUCCUGCCCCCGGAGCCUGUCUCCACCGGCGAGCUCCGCCGCCCCCCGCGCCGAGCGCGCCCCGCCUCUCCAGCCUUGGUGCGCCCUACCCCUACUGCCGGGAGCGCGCGUCGCGGCGCCUCUCGCACCUCCUCGCGCCGUCGGGUGGCUCGUGGCAAGCAAAAUGGCUUUCUCAUCGGUUUUCCGGAGAGUGAAUGUCAAAGAACUGAUCUCAAAUGCUUCAGUGUAUGCUAGCGCAACAGAAUCUUCUGGAGGAAUGAGCUUGGUGUUUAGACGCUGGGCCACCAAGAAGACUGCUGGAUCGACAAAAAAUGGCCGUGACUCCAAUCCCAAAUACCUGGGUGUCAAGAAGUUCGGUGGAGAGAAAGUGGAACCAGGAAACAUCAUUGUUCGCCAAAGAGGAACGCGCUUCCACCCUGGGGACUAUGUUGGCAUGGGCAAGGAUCACACUCUCUUCUGCCUGAAGGAAGGCCAUGUUCGGUUCGAGCGCAACAAGCUGACUGGCAGGAAAUGGGUUCAUGUUGACCCUAUGGCUGGUCAUGUGCUCCACCCUGUCUACGCCAGUGGCUCGACUACUGCAGCUGACCUGGAUGCACAGUUGUAGGGACCAUGCAGUUGCUUAUGCUCUUCCAGCGGAUUCGCCGCUCCUGUGCUUGUCAUCAGCACCACCAAGUGCCUCUCAUUACACAAUGCAACUUGUUGCAGCAAAGAUGCUUGCGAGCAAGAAAUGCUGCUAUAAGUAGCUUCAGUGAGGAGCAGAAAUUUCAGCUUGAUUAAUGUUCCUUUUUAACAUCAGUUUCUUUGAGAUGCAAUGUUGGUUAGUUUCAUGUCUGUGGAAGUGUUGAUUACUUGUGGACCGGAAUUUUGUCAUUUGGUGCAUUUUUUGGAACCAUGAGCGUUCAACUAGAGGUCAAA
Molecule: messenger RNA, 1024 nt
Organism: Panicum hallii
Lineage: Eukaryota; Viridiplantae; Streptophyta; Magnoliopsida; Poales; Poaceae
Product: 50S ribosomal protein L27-like
Exons: 4
Coding region: 273-713 (146 amino acids)
Biological process (GO): translation
Cellular component (GO): ribosome
Molecular function (GO): structural constituent of ribosome
Source: RefSeq, a predicted model, not a curated record